AUGCCAAACGGCUCUUUCAGCGCUCAAAGCGACUUUAGGCUUUCCGUGGAGCCCAUUUUCGAACCACCUGCGUCAGAUUAUCAGGAUGGGGAAGCCAUCAGCUUCGUGUUCUUGAUCAGCCUGUGUGUAACUUUCGCAGUUUUAAUGGUAAUGCUGAUCGUGGUGGCCCUCUACGUGACGUUCUGCACCGCUGAUGAGUCCGAAUAUGACGAAGAAGUGGCGUCUGCGAUGCCCAAUCUGUUCCGCAAGAAACGAAAUGGUGUUCUCCUAGACGGUUCUUUCCUCACACCGGGCCAAUUUGACGACACCCAAGCGCUACUAGAACAAGAGGCCGUGGAACUGCCCCGGAUGUCGAGAUUCGAGGUCGAGCUGUAUCGUCGAUCUCAGGAGUUUCAAAAAAUGUGUCCCCCGAUUAUCAAAGACUUUGGCACUUACACCGAUCUAGCUGACAAACAGUUUAUCAAAGAUAGAGGCAUUCAGAGCUACUAUCUACUCCCGUCCAUAAAUGACAACGUGGACCAGUACGGGAAUUUUCUCCCCAGCUUUAUUGUCCAAGACAAACUGGACAUCUUGUUCACCAAAUUCAACAAGAGCGCAUCCACCAUCAUGAACUUCCCUUUGCCACAGAACAAGAAAGAAGCAGUUUAUUUUGAAGUCAAAGUCUUCAAGUUCCCACGCACACCCAACUCAAUUUUCAGCUGUGGCCUCACAACUUGCCCAUACCCUUACUUCCGCAUGCCUGGGAUGGCACAGUUUUCCAUAGCAUAUGAGUCUACGGGGAAGCUGCGAAUGAACAAUCCCUUCUACGCCAACACUCUGUUGCCCAAAUUACAGGAAGGGGAUGUUGUUGGCUUCGGAUACCGCUAUAGAAGCGGCGCCAUUUUCAUUACGCACAAUGGCAAGAAACUAAUGGACUUGACUCACAACGUUGGGAUUGAUCUAUUUGUGGGCAUUGGUGCCAUGAACGCAGCGUACACCAGAACUUAUAGCCGGGAGGGAUUGCUUGAAGACUGCGACAAUGUGUCGUUGCGCGAAAGAAUUCUUGCAAGCGAUAUGGAUUUGAAGGCUCCUCGUAUCAUCAGCGAACACUUGGAAACUAUUCACGAUCCCGUGGAAUUCGAUCUUGCAUCGGAUGAGAUUGAGCUGCACGUCAACUUGGGCCAGCGCGGGUUCGUGUACGUGGAGGCCAAUGUGAAAAAAUACGCUUUUGGAAGUGUUUUUGGAGACAUAGGCGUUCCUCCGGCUUACAAUGGUGCAGAACUAAAGAGAGAUGUUGUUUUGCAAACGGGUGAAGAGCUGCCGCCAAAGUAUCCCAUCGAAGAGCUGGUGCCCAUAACUAGUAGCUUAAUUACGGUACAGGAAGGCGAGCCGAGCUCGAUCGACCCGUCACGAUAUGAGCAGGACUCGUCUAGCUUCGACCGGAUUCAUAAUGGGGAGCUGACGGCGGAGCGCAAGCCCAAGAGUUCGAAGAAACGGGGCCGCAAGAAGCGCGCAAAACGGGGUUCUAAACGUGCUUAUAGGUAA
This is a messenger RNA of Lachancea meyersii CBS 8951, 1524 nucleotides long. Lineage: Eukaryota; Fungi; Ascomycota; Saccharomycetes; Saccharomycetales; Saccharomycetaceae. The record is from the annotation of a GenBank genome assembly.